GCGCGAGUCGCGAACAGGCCUCCAGCAGUCGGGUGGUAUACUUCAGAAACAGAAUGACAACAGCUGUGACGGCGGCGCCGCAGGACAGUGCGGGCUUCUGGAAGACGCGCUACACCAUCCUGCUGCUGAACUUGUCGGGUCUGGCCAUCAGCUACGCAACGCGCGUCAACAUCUCGGUGGCCAUCGUCAACAUGGUCAAUGGGACGGCGUUGCUGGAGAGAGACGCCACUGGAGGUACGCAGCUGAUCCGUGACCCAGACUCCUGCCCAGGCGAGCUGGUGCUCAAUGGUCCGGACGGACACAAGGAUGGGGAAUUUAUGUGGGACAAGCAGAUGCAAGGAGAGAUCCUCGCAGGAUUCUACUACGGUUUUACGGUUGGCCACAUACCGGGAGGCGUACUCGCCGAUCGACUCGGUGGUAAGGCCGUCAUGUUGUUCGGCAUGCUCGUCUCAUCCCUCCUGACAGCCCUGACACCGCUGUCUGCGUGGGCUGGCUACUACGUACUGUUCACGAACAGGGUCCUCCAGGGACUGGCUCAGGGUGGCAUAAUACCAGCUAUACAGACGAUGGUUUGCAGAUGGGCACCAGAUCACGAAAGGAGCUUGUUUUCCAUUAUUUUUCUCGGGAUAUUUAUUGGAACCCUCGUAUCCAUGGCGGUGACGGGCGUUCUGUGCGAGACCGUCGGUGGCUGGCCGCUUCCCUUCUACGUUUUCGGAGGCGUCGGACUACUGUGGUGCGUGCCUUGGUUCUUCCAGGCUGCAGAUUCGCCGUCGCAGCACCCGUACAUCGACCCAGCCGAACGCAACUACAUCAAGGCUACAAUACGGUCAGCUGCUAAGAAGAACCUGCCUGUGCCAUGGAAGAGCAUUAUGUCAUCGCCGGCUGUCUGGGCUCUCGUCGCAAUCAUGGUUACUUUCGACUGGAUCUUCUAUCUGCUCAUCACGUCGCUGCCGCAGUACAUCGCUCAAGUCUUGCACUUCGAUAUCCGCAGCAAUGGGAUCAUAUCAGCCAUUCCUCACAUCACUGGUGGCGUUGGCAGUUUGGCAUUUGUGUGGCUUACUGACUUCCUGCUCCGGAAAGAAUGCAUGUCCAAAAUGUGCAGUUUCCGCCUAGUAAAUGGGUUCGGUACUCUGGUGCCAGCCGCUACAAUGAUCAUCGUAGCGCUGGUGGGCUGCGACAGCACCGUCAUCAUUGCGAUGUUGGCGCUCAGUGGCUUCUGCACCGCCACCGACUUCACGAGCUCCUACCUCAACAUGCAGGCCAUCGCCCCCAACUACGCAGGCACCAUCGUCGGCAUCGUCAACAUGUACGGCAAUCUGACGGGCAUCGCAGUCCCUUACAUCGUUGGUGUAUUCACCAGCACAAACCAAACGCGGGCGGGUUGGAACGCCGUCUUCUACCUGUCAGCUGCGGUGUCCACCGUAUCGUACUUAAUCUACGCUGUGUUUAGCACCGACGAAGAGCAGCCGUGGAAUGAACCACCACCCGAAACAGCACGCAGAGCGAACACCACUGAAGGAAUCGAGAACGCAGCAUUCGAUGAAGGCGCAACGCAAGUGGUUACCGAAGAAAUAACGCAGAGAGGUCAUCGGAGAAAUGUAAUACCUUAGGGGCCAUUCACUGGACAAUGAAUCUCCAAAAAAAGGCUGAUGAACAAAUAUGAGUUGUUUAUUACACAAAUCGUCAUCAUCAACAACUACUUGACAUCCACUGUAUAGGCUUCCUUCAUUUACUUCCGUGUUCUGUAUCAACAUCUAUACUUCGCAAACUACAUUGUACUUGUGUACCACUACCAUUUCUCCUCUCUCCUGUUCCAUUUGUGAAUGGUGACCGGGAAGUGUGGCUAUAGAGAAGCCACCGAUGAGCUGGAAUCUUUUCUCAUCAUGGUCAUUUCCUGGGAUGUAUGUGAAAGAUGUUGCCUGACACAUGUUGAAAUUUUAGCAGUAAACCUCUCCAUAGUGCACAAUGCCUAUCUUGUAGUGUCAGCGACUGGAGCCUGAUGAACACUUUGUUGCUCUCUUGGUCUAGGUAAACGAGUCCGCGACGAAACACAGUUCUUAUCGUCUUUGAAUCUUCUCCGUCUCCUUUAUUAAGAGCCUCAGACUGUCGAUUGUUCUAUGAGCUACCUGCUUCUUGAGAAAAUUACAUUCCGUAAGGAUUCUUCCAAUAAACUGGACUUGCAUAUGCUUUCCCUACAAUCGCUGCCGUCAGCUACUCCCUGAUAUUUUAUGGUUCUUAGUUUUUACAGUGCUUUAUCCCUAAUAAAGUAAUCGUACAACAGAACAGGUCAUAGAAAAAAUAUUUUUGAUUUAUUU
Schistocerca americana (American grasshopper) is the source of this 2315-nucleotide messenger RNA. Its product is annotated as sialin-like. The transcript is spliced from 10 exons. Gene Ontology annotation, molecular function: transmembrane transporter activity. The coding region runs from base 54 to 1610 and encodes 518 amino acids. Gene Ontology annotation, biological process: monoatomic anion transport; transmembrane transport. The record is from RefSeq and is a predicted model, not a curated record. NCBI's taxonomy places the organism in Eukaryota, Metazoa, Arthropoda, Insecta, Orthoptera, Acrididae.